Molecule: messenger RNA, 1197 nt
Organism: Rotaria sp. Silwood2
Lineage: Eukaryota; Metazoa; Rotifera; Eurotatoria; Philodinida; Philodinidae
Source: the annotation of a GenBank genome assembly
AUGCUUGAACUUACCAGUAUUCCUGAUGAUAUCGUAGCUGAAACUGUUCAUACAAUUGGUGAUAUUAUUCGUGGUAAUGAUGAACAUCAAAAAUUUUUUGGUUCUUUUGUGAAUACAGUUGGUGGACUUCAGGUACCUUUAUUAUUCAAUAUGUUAUACAUAAUGGUGGCUGAUAAAAAACAAUCAUUUCGAUUACGAAUAUCAAUACUUUAUUGUCUACAAUGUUAUCUAUAUAAAAAUGAUAUGGGAAAAUCAAUGAUUGUUCAAACACUUUUACCUCAAACUGAGAAUGCUAAUAAUGAAUAUACUCUAGGCCAUUUAUUAACAAUUGGAUAUUUAAGUAAAGAUAUUGUUGCAUCAUGGUGUUCUGGUAUUGCACUUUCACAUUUAAUUGCUGAUAGUCAACAAUAUAAAGAAGCAAUACUUAAAGUGGUAUUAGCAAUUGAUCGAUCACACACAGGUGUUAAAACAUUAAUGGAAAUAUCAAUGGAUUUAUUACAAAAUUGUUCAUGUUCAUUUCACACUCGUGUUGCUGUACUCAUUUUUCUAUGUACAUGGUUAUCAAAUUGUUCAUUAGCAGUACAAACAUUACUUACAAUUGAAAAUAGCAUUUCAUAUCUCAUUUCACAAAUAGGUAGCGAAUCAACUGCAGAUGAUCGUGAACUUCUUAUUCAAUCAGUAUGUUCAUUUACAAUAGGUUUAUGUUUCAUUUUUAAUAAUAAUCAAAUAUCAUUAUAUUCAAGUGAAUCACUUGAAAGAUUAAUAAAUAAACGAAUUGGUAUUGAUUUAUUUCAAGAAAAACUUGAAGUCUUAUCAAAAUCUGAAUUUUACAUCGAAGCUUUACAAAAACCACAAUUAAAAUUAUCAGACCCAUCUGAUAUGAUACUUGAUUAUGAAUUUGCUCGUUUAUAUGAAAGUCUUAAAAGUUCAAUAUCAAAUAUGUUAACUAGACAAUAUAUAAAUGCAACAGCCAGAACACUUAUUGUUCCAAUAUCAACCAAUAUUUAUGAACAAAAAAUAUCAACAAUGAUGACACAUUAUAAUAAUUUAAUUCGACAACGAGUAGAAGAAACAAAUAUAGACAAUGAAAAAGAAAAACAAUGGAUUCAAGAACAUGAUAUGGAUAAAAAGAAAGCUUUAGCUUUAGAACAACAAAUACAGAAAAUCAAAGAUGAAAAUCCUAUAUUUAACAAAUGA